Orbicella faveolata is the source of this 8534-nucleotide messenger RNA. Its product is annotated as obscurin-like. Gene Ontology annotation, biological process: protein phosphorylation. NCBI's taxonomy places the organism in Eukaryota, Metazoa, Cnidaria, Anthozoa, Scleractinia, Merulinidae. The record is from RefSeq and is a predicted model, not a curated record. Gene Ontology annotation, molecular function: protein kinase activity; protein binding; ATP binding.
AAGGAGCUAGCCAAUUUAAUUCUGAAAUUUCCCAUUAGAAGCUAUACUUCAUCCAUUCCAUGUCAGUAACGACGUUUCUUUAUUUCUUAGCCGUGGCUGGGCAAGAAAACGAGCGCAAGAAUAUCAAAAUGUUAUUCGUUCCAGCAGACGUUAUGAAAGCACUGCGUAAAAACCUCACCACGAAAGACUUACCCCCAGGCCUACCAGGACAGGGUACUCAGCGCUGGACCCCAGUCCGCCUACCAGGCGAUAAGACUCACACGUUUGAAAUCCGCAUCAACCCUCGUACAGCGCACAAGCUUAACAUGAACUUUCAGCAUUUCAGAGUUGGUCGUGGCCACGGGCUACUUUUGGAGUUGAAAAACGUGUCCCUCUCGACCAAGGGAAAGACUGUUCUGGACAGGCUGGUAGAGUUUUAUAAAAACUGCGGCAGUGGCCGAAGCCAUCGUAUAGGCAUGCGCCCAGGCAUGCAUAUGCUGCACAGAUUAGGACACUUCCACUCCACCAUGCACCAUUCACUUUUGCUACCUGGCGACGUUCCGUUACUGAAGCGUAUACAAACCGCGCUGGAGCGUUUUUUCCCUAAGCGUCAUGACGGAUCAGUGGACGUAUUCCAGCACAAAGAUUCGAGCGGUGCAGUUCAUUUUCUACCGUUUGAAGAAGUCAGAAGAGAAGUGAAUAAUCUUAUAAAACGAACGUUAGUUAAGAGGGAUUGUGUUAAGAUCAGUACCAACGCAUUGACUCGAGCACUCGAUGCAUUCAGACGGCAGCUCAAUAACGACACAACAGCGUCAAGUACUCAAAACGAAAGCUUCAACGUUAGUGAUGAGCCUGACCGUGAAAAUAGCGACAGCAAUGGUGAGGAGGGCGACGAUGAAGGCGAACAGAAAGACCAAGUCCUUUCAUUUUCAAGGAAUCUUGAUUCGUUUAACCCGCACCCGGUCAACAAAGUGAAUCUGACUUCAUCUUCGGCCAUGAACGUGCCAAGCGAUGCUGCUGCUACUAAAAUAGUUUCUGCGCUCGCCGACUUGAGGAAAGAAAUCAAUGAUCUAUCAAGCGGUUUUAGACAGAUUCCUAAAGAUAGUGACAGUACGGGCAUCAGUGUGGGCACCGAUGAUAGUGCAACCGGUUCUAAUGCCAACAUUGUUAAGAUAAGCAGCGAUAACAACGAAGCCAAAGACGGGAAAAAUGAAAACCACCAAAGCUUCGAUAUAAGUGUAGUAAAGAACAGGAGAAAAAAGAUGAGUAAUGAUGACAGUGAUGACGUAGGCAAGAAAAACGACGGCAAUGGUGGCAACGAUGACAGCAACAACAAUAACAAAAACAACAACAAGAGCAAUAGUAGCAACAAUGACAACAACAACAAAAGCAACAACAAUAGCAAUAACAAAAACAACAGCAGCAAUAGUGACAUCAGCAAUAACAAGGGGAUGAUGCUAGCCUUGAAACUGAAGAACAUUGAAGAGGAUUUGAAAACCCAACUUGUGAAUGAUUUUUUGAAGCAAACAAAAAACUUUUCGAAAAUUACUAGCGAUUCCGAGCCAAACAGCCUUUCAGGUGGAAAUCUCGAAGACAACAGCAAUGUAAAGAUUACCGAUGUGAAGCCUGUCCAUCCAGUUUUCAAUCAAGUUGUCGAUCAUGUACAGCGAGUCAAAGCUGUAAAAGAAAUGAAAGUCAACAAGAACUUAUUCGAGCACGUGAACCAUUCAAGGGGAACGAAAAAGGGAAACAAACAAGCUCGAUUCAAAGGCAGAAAAGAAAGGGCGCGAAAUAAAACUAAACAUGUACCACGUCUUAAGGACAAGAAAAAUAAGAAACGUCCCUCAGUUGUGUUUGACUACAAACCAAAAUCACUAAGAUUAAAGUUUAAGUACAAAGGUGGAAGACACGUAAAGGCUGACGACGAAGAUGACGAGGAAGGCUAUCUGAAACACAGAGGUAAAGGAAGACUAAUUCGAUUUAUUCACAUGCGAAUACGGCAUCCAAAAAUCAAGGAAGUGCUACUACCAGACGAAGAGGAAGACUCUGAAGGCUACAGGGAAAGAAAAUUUGACGACUCUCCAGUAGAAGCUAGCGAGGACGAUGACAGUAUGAAAGUGCGGUUGCUAAGGAAGUUACGUUGGCUCCGAAUCCACGGUCAUGGGGCCAAAAUACGCAGGCGCAAGAGUCCGAAACUUCGUGUGGUUGUAUAUGACGACGAUGAAGAGGAAAAACAACCGCAUCGAGACAACUGGCGCAACAGCGAGUCCGAUGAGUUGACGGAGAAAGUCGAGAAAAUUCACGAAGAUGACAACGAAGCUGAUUCCGAAUCAGAGGCGGAAUCGGAAUCGGACUCGGAGCCCGAACCGGAACCUUCGUCGCAUCGCUCGGAUCCCGUUUUUAUGGACGACGAGAACACUCAGCAGUACAAUCAAGGCGGGACGAGUAAUUCAAGCUCGGAUAGUGACUCUGACUCGGAUAUGCAAUAUCUGUCAGAUAGUAUCGGGGAUGACAGCACCCAUUUUGGACGAGGCGAUAGUGGUACUGAUGUGCCCGACUUAGAACCUUAUUUAAAGAAACACUACGAAAAUGAAGAAGAUGAAGAAAACGAAGAAAUCAAAAUGUACAAUGAUCAAGAUGGAAUCGACGCGCGGAAGCUGGGCGACUCAAUGGAAAAACGCAAGACGUCAAAGGAGGACGACGCAACUCUGAACGAGAAAACAAACAAAGUAGAGGACAACGAUGGAGAACAACCUGGAAAAAUACACAUUCACAAAAUACCUUUUAAAAUCCAAGAGGAUUCUUACGGAGUGGAUACUAGCCUGUUAAAAGAACCACCACAUGAUUCACUUGGACUGCAACAAGUGUUGUCGCACGAUUCCGAUAUGUCAUCAAUGGCUUCUCCGGAAAUCUCAUCCAUGCCAGCCACCGAGAUGUCUUCAUUGGCACCUUCCCAAAUGACGUCCAUGGCCCCUCAACCGGUUGCCAUGGCGUCAAGCUCUCCUCCACCCAGUCAGAACGCCAUGGAUAUGUCACCAAAUAUGGUCAUGCCGCCCGAGCAGUCGACGAUGGUUCCCGCGGCGGCAGAGCUGCCUCAAGUGAACGGUGGUGUCCAGGCUGCGAGACCCAAUGUUGCCGCGUUCAAUUAUCAGCCCAGUGUGACUACACAAGUGAACAGUAUGAUGCCGCAGACGCCGUUCCCGCAGGUCAGCAGUAUGAUGCCCAUGCAAAUGCAAGCAGGAGGGCCUGAAGUUUCUCCCAUGACUCCCGUUAUGCAACCGGGGCAGAUGCGAGCAGUAAUUUCUCGCGGUGAAAAAAAGGCGCCAAAGAAGUCUCGAUCAAAGAAACGCGCGCAGCAUGUCCGUGUCUUGGGUGUAGGGCAUAAACGUGUUAAACUCAAAAAUAAAUCUCGCCAAAGAUCCAGAUCAAGCACAGUUUAAUGAUUGUUGAGUCAUAUACCAGUCCUGUUUUCUCAAAUAAGAAAGACUGCAACGUCGACCAGCCAAAAACAGCUCAAACCUCAUGUACGAAGCUAGUGUUCCUCAUCCGGGGUUUGGGGCGGGGUUUGGGCUGUGCGCGGGAGAAAACUGACAUGUCAUAAAUGUUGAUAUGGCGAACAAGCUUCGUGAAUUUCCCUGUGGUCAUCGGAUGUUAGGCUUUCGUGUUAGGCAAAUAAUUAAAGAGAUGUUUCUUUAUUUGAGCUGUCUAAUUAGUUAUAAAUAAUAAAAAAAGGUAUCUGACCAAUCAAAGCAGGAUUGCUUUCUUUUCCCCGGAGAUUUUGUUUAACAGGAACAAAAGCAAAAGUUAUGAUCUGGCGUUACACUUGUUUUCUUACCCUUGGCACCACUGACAUAUUAUUUUUUCUUGGAUUAUUCUGACUGGUUCAAUGCGCCAUGCAAGGUCAUUACUUUUGGUUUUAUUUUGUGACAGCGAUUAAAAAGACAAUCUGUAACUAACCAAAAAUUUUCUGUGUAUUUAGCUGGAGAGGUAAAAUGUGUGUAAAAUCGCUUAAAUUAAAAAGAGCAACCCUAUCUGUCCAAUAUUUAUUUCAAUAAUCUUUACGUUCAUAGAUAUCGAUCUUCAGGUAAAAAGAUAAAUUUAUCAGUUUAUUUUCAGUGUCUGGAUUUACUUAGAUACUAUACAGGGUUUUAUGCAGUCGCUGGUUUAAGACUUGGGAAUUCCACAUGAUGAUAUUUUCUCUUUCUAUUUUUCCAUUGUAUGGUCUUGUAUGGGACAAAUGAUUGGAAUUGCGCAUUAUCAACCUAAUUCGGAUAAAGUAGAUAUGCAACAAAAUAAAUAUUCGUAAACUGUUUGGGCAAUAAGGUACUUUUUCCGCUAAUCUAAGCUUUAAGCUAAGGGUUAACUGUAUUCAUAGAUCUGAGUUGUAUCUUGUAUCAAGAAUCGAACACGCCGGUCAGUAAUAAGCUAAGGUCGGUCGCUAUUUGACAAACUCAAAAUUGUGGUAGUCAGGGACAUUCUUGCACAGACACUAAGACGGUCCAAGUCAUUAAGAGAGUUGAAUAUUAAAUACCCUCGAGGUGAUUUUGACCAUAACCCUAAGUGGGUAUAGGGCCAGAUACCCUCGAGGUGGCAUGUACUAAAUAUAAGGAAUAUCAGCAGAUAUAGAGAGAAAGUAAUUGCACAAAAAGUAGUCAUUCACUGAAGUUAUAUACAUUGUUUUCUGGAUUGCAAAUCCAAUACUUUCAAAUUCUUUGUUACAUAUAAUUUAUCCAAGCUUAUUGUCAGUUAGUUAUGUAUCAGCAUUGCAAUGAUUUGGCAAGAAAUUGACAAACAGAGGAAAAUAACACGAUAAACAUAAUAUUUCGAAACGUUCAAUAGUUUCACGUUAAUAAAUCGGGAAUCUCUAGCUAUGGUUAGGUGUAAUACAUAGUUAUUCUUUAACUGAGGUAAAUCAUGUAAAGAAUUUCUUCACUUCUUCAAUAAAUAAUAAUUAAAAAGGCAAGUAUAGUUCUUGUCCAUGUAUCCUAGUAUGGUUAAAUGUUCUUGAGUUUUAACCCGGGCUUGACCAGACUAUGCACUACAAAGGGGUACUGUAAAAGCCCUUUUUAAAGGCCCCUUCCUGAUAAUAAGCUCCCUUUUAGAAUCCCCAACAUUAUGGGCGAUGACACCCCUAGCUGAAAGGAACCUUUGCAAGUCAUGUUUAUAAUUUAGAGCUUUGAUGAAAAGUCUUUCCUCAUUGUCCGUUUUCAGUCACGACAAGCUUGUCACGCAAGGAAAAAUUGCGUGAGGUAUUGAAGGAAUUUCAGCGUGGGCGGGCUUCUGUGUAAAUCUAGAGGACUAGAGUUUUCUGUAGUUCACAAGAGUAACGCACGGUGAUCUGAAAGACGCACCCGAAAUGUGUGAAAAAUUACAGGUGCUAAGCCUUUCAUUGUUGAACUUCGCAAAAGCAAAAGCAAAACACAUAGGAAUGAAGAGCAGAAAGGCCGAAUAAUUCAACAAAUUGGGUUUUUCUUUCCCACCUAAGAAAAACAUGCAGGAAAACACACGUAUUUGAAACUCAGAGACCCUGCGUUACCCGGGGUAAUAUCUUAAUUCCUGGUAAAUAUUUUCUGUGUACCGUUAGACGUCAAUUAGCCAAUGAGCAUUCGGAAGUAAUCCUAAUGUGUUAAGUCGUGCCAAAUAUUUGUCAUUUUUUUGCCGAAGCUAAAUAUCUUACUAGCCCCCACUCGGUGGAGUUUCUUGUAAUCCGCCGUAAUGACUUCUAAAUCCCUUUCAGACAAUAUACUAGUAUUUUUAAUUUUCUAAAGACGACAUUUUGCUCCCCGAUCAGCACUCUUCUCUUUUGGACAGCUUAAUUUAGACAAUUAUAUGGUCUUUUUUUUGGCCUAAAUGUGGACUUCACACGGGGUAGCGUGAGGCAUUUGUAAAAUUCCUUGUUAUUUAUGCAGAUUGUGAGCGGCUCCGCGCUCAAAUAAUUUUGAGCUAUUAUCACUGCCAAAGUUAAUUAUAGCACUCGCUCUUCAUGACGCGGUUUCAAGGAGAAAGAAGACAAAGAGUAUAUGACAGCUGACUCGUGAAUGUGGAUUUCCAAAACUCCUUUGUAGUUGCCCGCCCAAGCUUGGAGAAAAUUUCGAGCGAAACCAACCCGCGUUAUAAUUUGUGCGGGUAGUGCAACGCCUGAACUUAAACUGGCUAGCUAGUCACGCUGUAUUGGAUUCAAACACAUUUUACAGACUUAAUCUAAAUCCAGCCAAUGAUGAAAAGUCCUUGAGGAUAAAGUACUGACAUUUGCUCACCCCCGGGGCAAUUUGAUCUUUACCUUUCAAUUCUCGCUGCGUUUGGAGUAUAAACAAGGGCCAAAAUGGCCUCGCAGAAAGCGAGAGAAGAGCUCGCUCGACAAUCAGGCUUCGAGGAUUUGUCGUUCGCUACAAGAAGUUAUCGCCCAGAGUACGCUUCUUCUCCAGACUUACGUGGCUCAUACAGGCCCGGACGAGUAAUUCGAACUUCUGAAAUAGAACCCACGUUACGAGCCAAGCUUGCUUUCACUUCAGGGGGCCAUGACCGAAAAGGUCGAAGCAUUUUGACUAUUCCAGCCGGAAAAACCGAAGAUUUGAGCGUAGAUCGACUGGGAGAUACGCUUUCGUACCUAACUCAAUCACCAAGGUAUAUAAAAUUAUUUCUACUUCAAAUGUUCUUCGAUCGAUUCUUGUAAACUUUUAUCGAUUUUGUACAAGAAAUGUGAGCGGGUGUGAGACAGCUUUCUCGUCCAUGUACGUGACAUUUUCUUUGCUUCGUUCAGAGAGUUCCGCAAACAAAACUACAGGAUUGAACCAACAAUUAGGUUAGGAUCCCUUUUCUGGCUAAACAAUGCAUGCAGACACGCAAGGUUAAUUUACAAAUUGCAUAAUUCCCAACAGAUUCGCGUUUGGGACAAUUUAGUAAUUAUGAAACACAAUCUUAGUGUAAGUAAUUUUCUAUUCGUGGCGCAAAUGCGCAGGAAUUCUUUUACGUUGAAGUGCCCAGAUUAUAGUUGACAUCCUUUGUUUAUGUUGGGUCAGACUUAGUGAUGGAGAAAAUAAGAAUAUUAUUGCCAAAACAAACCGAGCCAGUGAAAUAACAAGUUUUGUUCCUCUUGAAUUAAUGUCAAAUGUAUAUUUCCUUAUACCCCAUGAUAUAUCAGUUACGUAUGGACCUUGUUAUUGACCUCAGUGAUGUCUGAAACCCGUUUUUAUGCGAGUUUAUAACAAUAAUGAGCACUGGUGUUUGCCCAGAGUCUGGUUACACCAAUCAAUAAUUAUUUAAAUUUUCUUCAAGUUAAGUGGGUCCAUGCCAUGAAUUUUAUAAAAUCUGCAGUUUAUAUUAAAUUUGAAUGAAAAGACAAUUACUUUAAUUACCCUCUGGGAAACUGUUGAAUCCAGACAAUAUACAGACAUAACAUUAUAAAGUUUCAUUUUUUGAUAACAUUUGCUUGUUGAUUUAAUAAAUUGUUAUGAUUCCUAUGCCUUGGAAAGGCACAUGAGGCAUGGUGGACUAUUAAGGGGGCAUGCACUACUAGUAAUAUUUUGAACAGAUCAACAACUCGGACAAGCUUGUGUAAAAUUGGCCACCCUAGGAAUGGGCUAUUAGGGCCAAACUUCACAUUCCUUUUCUCAAUUUCCUACACCUGCCAAGAUCUGUCAAUGGGAAAAUGAUUGUGCUGUCAAAAUGGAAUUGCAAAUUUUGGUCUGCCUGGAGAUACGGAGAGAGAUAUAAUUAGAUUCCUGACCAAAAUUAUUUGAAAAUAAAUGGAGGGCAUGUAUCUCGAUGGUUGAGAUUUCCUACCCAGGUUCUUGGGUCAUAUGGUUUUGAUCAGAAGUCUCUCUCCAUCUUGGAGUAUUUUACAUAGAUACGGAUGUAUCAUUAUCGUCAAAUUGAUAGUGUUAAUGAGACAAUGCAAAUUGGCUGGAUGGGGUUAUGUAUAAUUAUUAGCCUGCUAAUGGCCAAAUUUCAGUACCGUGGAAUUCCAAAAUUAAUGCCCCCUUGAAAAUAACAGCGCCCCGAAAGUAAUGUUAAUUUUUUAACUUCCUAUUGAACCCCGAAAAUAACGGUCCCCUUGAAAGUAAUGGCCCAUCUGAAAGAAGCGGCCCUUUGAAGAAGUCACUAAAAGAGAAACUCUCUGUUUUCAAGUGCAAUGAGGAUGGAACAGCCUGACUGCAGAACUGAACAACUUGAAGAGUUAUUUCUGAUUUUAUUUCGAAAUUAAGUGAAUUUUUCUUGAAACUAUGAUUUAUAAGCUGUAAUGGUCUAGAUAGCAGCAGAGUCAAAUGAUAUACCAUGGUGUAAUCAGCUGUGUUGUCAAUUGUGAUAUAAUGCGACUAUUAUACUUUUGGCCUACAGUUUAGGGUAUUUUUUUGUGUAUACAGUUUGCUUUGUGUAGGUGGGUAGUUAGUAAAACAUACAUAAAUGGAACUUUUAAUUUCAUGUGUUCUGCGUCCACUUUGCCUGAAAGGACUGUUACUGUACAAAUGAUUAUAACAAUCUGAAGUAACGGCUACCUGAACGUAACAGCUACCCGAAAGUAAUGGCCCCUUUUGCCUGCUAAAUCUGAAAGUUAU